Molecule: messenger RNA, 4955 nt
Organism: Fukomys damarensis (Damara mole-rat)
Lineage: Eukaryota; Metazoa; Chordata; Mammalia; Rodentia; Bathyergidae
Gene: Tbc1d9
Product: TBC1 domain family member 9
Exons: 22
Coding region: 1-3633 (1210 amino acids)
Molecular function (GO): calcium ion binding
Source: RefSeq, a predicted model, not a curated record
AUGGGGUUGUGCCUGCCCUACCCCUGCAGGUACACGUCAGCCAAACUAUCCAGGAGGCUUCUUAUCACAGGCCUCCUGGUGGGCACCCUUGAUGUGGUGUUGGACUCCAGUGCCCGGGUCGCUCCUUACCGAAUCCUGUACCAGACGCCAGACUCUCUGGUCUACUGGACUAUCGCCUGCGGGGGUUCUAGGAAGGAGAUCACUGAGCACUGGGAAUGGCUGGAGCAGAAUCUGCUGCAGACGCUGUCCAUCUUUGAAAAUGAGAACGAUAUCACCACGUUCGUGCGAGGAAAAAUACAGGGCAUCAUUGCAGAAUAUAACAAGAUCAACGAUGUGAAGGAGGAUGACGACACGGAGAAGUUUAAAGAGGCCACCGUGAAGUUCCACAGGCUAUUUGGGAUGCCCGAGGAGGAGAAGCUUGUCAACUACUACUCUUGCAGCUACUGGAAGGGGAAGGUGCCCCGGCAGGGCUGGGUGUACCUCAGUAUCAACCACCUGUGCUUUUAUUCUUUCCUUAUGGGAAGGGAAGCUAAGCUGGUAAUCCGGUGGGUGGACAUCACCCAGCUUGAGAAGAACGCCACACUUCUUCUGCCUGACGUGAUCAAAGUGAGCACUCGGUCCAGCGAGCAUUUCUUCUCCGUAUUCCUCAACAUCAACGAGACAUUCAAGCUAAUGGAGCAGCUCGCCAAUAUAGCCAUGAGGCAGCUCUUAGACAAUGAGGGCUUUGAGCAAGAUCGAUCCCUGCCCAAACUGAAAAAGAAAUCUCCUAAAAAAGUGUCUGCUCUAAAACGGGAUCUCGAUGCCAGGGCGAAGAGUGAGAGGUACCGCGCCCUGUUCCGGCUGCCCAAAGAUGAAAAAUUAGAUGGCCACACAGACUGCACCCUCUGGACUCCAUUUAACAAAAUGCACAUUUUGGGGCAAAUGUUUGUCUCCACAAAUUACAUCUGCUUUACCAGCAAGGAGGAAAAUUUAUGUAGCCUCAUAAUCCCACUCCGUGAGGUGACCAUUGUUGAAAAGGCCGACAGCUCCAGCGUGCUCCCAAGUCCUCUGUCCAUCAGCACCAGGAACAGGAUGACCUUCCUGUUCGCUAAUCUGAAAGAUAGAGACUUUCUCGUGCAGAGGAUCUCAGAUUUCCUGCAACAGACGACGUCUAAGAUAUACUCAGACAGAGAAUUUGCAGGAAGCUACAACAGUUCUGACGAUGAGGUGUAUUCUCGGCCCAGCAGCCUCAUGUCCUCCAGCCCCCAGAGAAGCACGAGCUCUGAUGCCGACGGUGAGCGCCCGUUUAACCUAAAUGGCAACAGUGUCCCCACGGCCACACAGACCCUGAUGACUAUGUAUCGGCGACGGUCUCCUGAGGAAUUCAACCCAAAAUUGGCCAAAGAAUUUCUGAAAGAGCAAGCUUGGAAGAUUCACUUUGCUGAGUAUGGUCAGGGGAUCUGCAUGUACCGCACGGAGAAAACGCGGGAGCUGGUGCUGAAGGGCAUCCCAGAGAGCAUGCGCGGGGAGCUCUGGCUGCUGCUGUCAGGGGCCAUCAAUGAGAAGGCCACGCAUCCCGGGUACUAUGAAGACCUGGUGGAGAAAUCCAUGGGGAAGUACAACCUGGCCACGGAGGAGAUUGAGAGGGACUUACACCGCUCUCUUCCAGAGCACCCGGCCUUCCAGAAUGAAAUGGGCAUUGCCGCUCUGCGCAGAGUCUUAACAGCGUACGCUUUCCGAAAUCCCAACAUAGGGUACUGCCAGGCCAUGAAUAUUGUCACCUCAGUGCUACUCCUUUACGCCAAAGAGGAGGAGGCCUUCUGGCUGCUGGUGGCCCUGUGUGAGCGCAUGCUUCCGGAUUACUACAACACCAGAGUUGUUGGUGCACUGGUGGACCAAGGGGUCUUCGAGGAGCUGGCCCGAGACUAUGUCCCUCAGCUGUAUGACUGCAUGCAGGACCUGGGUGUGAUCUCUACCAUCUCCCUGUCAUGGUUCCUCACGCUGUUUCUCAGCGUGAUGCCCUUUGAGAGCGCAGUGGUGGUGGUGGACUGUUUCUUCUAUGAAGGAAUCAAAGUGAUAUUCCAGUUGGCCCUCGCUGUGCUGGAUGCUAAUGUGGACAAACUGUUGAGCUGCAAGGAUGAUGGGGAGGCCAUGACCGUUUUGGGAAGGUACUUGGAUAGUGUGACCAACAAAGACAGCACACUGCCUCCCAUCCCUCACCUGCACUCCCUGCUCAGCGACGACGUGGAGCCUUACCCUGCUGUGGACAUCUUCCGGCUCAUUGGGACUUCCUAUGAGAAAUUUGGAACUAUUCGGGCAGACUUAAUUGAGCAAAUGAGAUUCAAACAGAGACUGAAAGUGAUCCAGACCCUGGAGGAUACUACGAAACGCAAUGUGGUACGAACCAUUGUGACAGAAACUUCCUUUACUAUUGAUGAGCUAGAAGAACUGUAUGCUCUUUUCAAGGCAGAACAUCUCACCAGCUGCUAUUGGGGUGGGAGCAGCAAUGCACUGGACCGGCACGACCCCAGCCUGCCCUACCUGGAGCAGUACCGCAUUGACUUCGAGCAGUUCAAGGGCAUGUUCGUGCUGCUCUUUCCCUGGGCCUGUGGCGCUCACUCUGACGUGCUGGCCUCCCGCUUGUUCCAGCUACUAGACGAAAACGGGGACUCCCUGAUUAACUUCCGAGAGUUUGUAUCCGGGCUAAGUGCCGCGUGCCACGGAGACCUCACAGAGAAACUCAAACUCCUGUACAAAAUGCAUGUCUUGCCUGAGCCAUCCUCUGAUCAAGAUGAGCCAGAUUCUGCUUUUGAAGCAACUCAGUACUUCUUUGAAGACAUCACCCCAGAAUGCACCCAUGUCGUUGGAUUGGACAGCAGAAGCAAACAGAGCGCAGAUGACGGCUUCGUUACAGUGAGUCUGAAGCCAGACAGAGGGAAGAAGGCAAAUUCUCAAGAAAAUCGAAAUUAUCUGAGACUCUGGACUCCAGAAAAUAAGACUAAGUCAAAGAAUGCGAAGGAUUUACCCAAGCUGAAUCAAGGGCAGUUCAUCGAGCUGUGCAAGACCAUGUACAACAUGUUCAGCGAGGACCCCAACGAGCAGGAGCUGUACCACGCCACGGCGGCGGUGACCAGCCUGCUGCUGGAGAUCGGCGAGGUGGGCAAGCUGUUCCCGUACACUGUGGAGGCCACCGAGCCACCCGCGGCGGACCUCAGCGAGGAGCACUCGCUUGGGGGGCCCAUGGAGGACAUCAAGCUGGAGGACUCCUCGCCUCGGGAGCACGGGACCUGCUCGUCCAUGCUGAUCUCCGACGACGACACCAAGGAUGACAGCUCCAUGUCGUCGUACUCGGUGCUGAGCGCCGGCUCCCACGACGAGGACAAGCUGCACUGCGAGGACAUCGGCGAGGACACGGUGCUCGUGCGUAGCGGCCGGGGCACCACCGCGCUGCCCCGCAGCACCAGCCUGGACCGGGACUGGGCCAUCACCUUCGAGCAGUUCCUGGCCUCACUGCUCACCGAGCCCGCCCUGGUGAAGUACUUCGACAAGCCGGUGAGCAUGAUGGCCCGGAUCACCGGCGCCAAGAGCAUCCGCACGGCGGGCAGGCCGGCGUGCUCGGCCAGCGACUGCGAGAUAGCCGCCCUGUCGGGCUGAGCUUUUCUGUGUUCUCCUCCUGCGUUGGCGUUUCUUUUCCUUUCAAAUGAAAUAUUUAUGAGUCCUGGGCUCGAAGCCUAGCAUUUCCCUCAUAAUGAAAACUGUUGAGAAAUCCUGGAACAUCUCCGUGUAGGCGCAGCACACUUGCUGGGUCUGGCCACCAGAGGGCGAAUUUCCCUGGAAAGGUGAGCCUUUCAGGGAUCAGAUGUGUGUAUGAUAACUCAGUAAUCUUGCUGUGAGCUGUAUACAUGGUUUAAAAAAAUAAUAAUGCAGUUUAGCUUUAAAUAAGGCAGCCAUUGUUUUAUGUAUUGGGGCUUUGAAAUAAAAUUAGAGCCGUAAGGAAGAAGAAAUGGCCACAAUUGACUGCCCUUAGAGAAGCCUCAGUCCGGUGGGGGAAAUCCUAUUCUACUUUAGCAAGUAUUACAGGUAUUUUUUAACAUUUGAAGUAUAUUCAUAAACACUCUCCUCAAAAUUCAUAUUCAACAUGGUGGUCUCACUUAAGGGUUAGAUAUUUAAGGUUCCAAACAAUUAGGAAGAUGGAAGUGAUUUUUACAGAAUCACAUCAAGCUGGGCAGAUGCCAGACCAGUUUUGCAUGAACAGAUUGUUGCGGUUUCGUGUCCAUCUUUAGUUACAGCGGGUCUGAAAGUGGCAACAAGGCAACAGAUGGCUCAGGAUAGGCUUUUUUGUUUUGCUUUUGAAAGAGUAAACGUGAUAAUGCUUCUGAUACUGGAUUUUCAACUUCUUGUUACUCACUACAAAUAAAGCAAAAAAUAAAAAACAAUGAACUUCACCAUUUCUGUACUCUCCAUAGACUGAAGAAAUCAUACCAUGUAUCGCAUAAGACCAUGUUCCCAGUAAAUCAAUGUAGAGAUAAAGUAAACUGAAAAAAAUUCUGCAAGCUAAUGGAACUAAGAGUUUUAAAACAGGACUUGUCACUUUAUAUAAAAGAAUAGUAUGCUCUAUUUAUUUCCUGAAUGGAUAUGGAAAUGAAAACUAGCACACCUGCACUUUGAAUUCUUGCUUCUUUUUUUUUAUUACUGUUAUGAUUUGGGGUUUGGUGAUUUUUUGUUUGUUUGUUCUACAGACACUGGAAGGUUUUCAUCCUACUGUUGAAUUCACAAUCAUGUACACAUUUUCUUGGCUUAUUCUGAAUAUUCCUUCCAACACAUUCCUUUAUUUUAUUAUACAUGAUGUCCUUAUUUUAGCUGUUACUGCUGUGAUUUUUAAUUUUGUUUACAGAAUAAUUUUUAAACUGUCAAAUGAAGUAGAGUCAACCUCAAAUAGGAUAAAUGUGAACAAAUAAAAUACUUCAGAUAUGGCU